GUCUUUUCGCUGCUCUUUUUCUCUUGCUGCUCCUCCAUUUUUCUCCUCCCCGCCGCCAAGUUUGGAACAGCCUCUAAGAAACACAAAUAACGCAGAGAAGACCAAUUCGCGUGCGAAGAAAGAGAAGAGAAUGUUGCGCCGUGCCGUCGUGAAGGCUGCGGCUCUGACGGUGCCGUGCCGUCAGUUCACCGUCAACGCCGAUGUUCGCGACUCCCUGACGAAGCCGCUGAGCUCGCUGAAGGAGGAAUGCAAGGGGCAGAACUUAGAUCUCGCGGACAUGGCAGACACCAUGAAGGGCGUCGCCUACAAGUUCCAGGAGGCGAGCAGGAAGGCAGCCAUCGAGGACAAGCAGUUCAAAGGGAAGACUGCUACUCUUUCUGCAUCGCUGAAGGCGUACAACACGCGCCUUGCCAAUUUGCAAAACGAGACCCGCUCCAUGCAAGCGGAGGUCGAUGCCCUGCUGAAGCUGCUGUGGGGGACGGAGCGGCCCGACGGCGCGCGCUUCACCACGCCGCCGCCCGAGACGAAGCGCACCGCGCCGGAAGACUUCGAGGUGGAGCCGCCGCCGCUUGCGAAGGCGCUCGGCGAGGAGGCCCCCACGCCGGACCCGGUUGAGCCGGCCACGCCAGCAGUGGAGCGGGUGGAGGGCGAGCGGGUCUCGGACCGCGUCAACCCCACUUCUGCCAGUAACACCGUGAAGGAGGAAGAAAUCGAAGUGGAGACGAUCGAAGUGGACGUCGAACCCCCCGCACAGGAGGACCCAGUUGAGACGAUGAAGGUGACGGACAUCACCAAGGAGCUCUACGAAAAGGGUGUGAACUUUUCCGACUGCAUGGAUGCCCGCUCGCUGCGGCAGCGUUACCGCGAUGUGCUCAGCGGUAAAAUCCCGACCAGCGCGAACGCGUCCACUGCGGCGUCGCGCUGUUCUUCUUCCUCCGCCGCGGCCGGGUACACGGCGCCGCUCACGGAGAACACGUCGCAGCCGCGCAUGCCGCAGCGAUCCACGCAGCAACAGUACCAACAGCCCCCGCCGAACAACAACCCCGGCAAUGGCCUCGCCUACGAUCCGUACCCGAACGCACACCGCAAGAUGAUCGACCCCAUGAAGUACGUACGGGAGGUCAAACAGGAGCUGGCGCUGGAGAAGGGCAUCGAUGCCAACUCGGUGGAUUUGUGGAGUGGAAAGGUGCGGCUGGACGACAACAAGCGCCUGUACGACUACCCGUCUAUCCAGAGCUACCCCAUCGAGGUGCGCCAGAAGGGUGACAUCCCGUCAUAG
Leptomonas pyrrhocoris is the source of this 1279-nucleotide messenger RNA. RefSeq lists its product as hypothetical. Lineage: Eukaryota; Euglenozoa; Kinetoplastea; Trypanosomatida; Trypanosomatidae. The transcript has a single exon. The record is from RefSeq and is a predicted model, not a curated record. The coding region runs from base 131 to 1279 and encodes 382 amino acids.